Molecule: messenger RNA, 1097 nt
Organism: Aphis gossypii (cotton aphid)
Lineage: Eukaryota; Metazoa; Arthropoda; Insecta; Hemiptera; Aphididae
Product: RNA transcription, translation and transport factor protein
Exons: 5
Coding region: 156-905 (249 amino acids)
Biological process (GO): tRNA splicing, via endonucleolytic cleavage and ligation
Cellular component (GO): tRNA-splicing ligase complex
Molecular function (GO): RNA binding
Source: RefSeq, a predicted model, not a curated record
AUCACUUAACAUGACCAAAAUUUUAGUUUAAGCUAAUAGCUAUUACAGCUGAUGUUUAUUUUUUCAAUAUUGACUACUAAUAAAUUAUUAAAACAUUGAAGUUUCUAUUGUGGUUAUAAUCGUAUACUGUUAAAUCUACUGAACUCUUAUUUGAAAUGUCUAUCAACAAGGUGAAAGCCGUAGGUUACCCAUUGGCUGCAGUGUUUGAUGUGAACGAUCAAAAAAGUUUCCGGAUGUUAAUUUUAUGGUUGGAGGAGAAUAUAUUACAUACUUAUGUACCAGAGAAACGAACAGAGUUACAGAAUAUUGAUUCUUCUUCUUGGGACAUAGCAUUCAAAAACUAUUGUGAAUCAUGUUCUAGUCCAAUUAAAACUACUGAACCUAUAGAUCAGUUGGAAUGGUUAUUAGGCGUGGCAAUUCGACUUAUAUACAAUAAACAAAAAAAUAAAUUUGAUUCUGAAACAAAAAAAACUCUUGAAGUUUCUACUGAUGUUCCAAUGAUUAUACCAUCUGAUAAUCCAAUCGACAAUCUUGACGUUAACAGCAGUGAUUUCAAGGAAGGUAUUGAGAAACUUGCAGAUUUAUUAAAUAUUUCUAAGCAUCCAGAUCAUAAAAUUACAUUAGAAGCUAUUCAUAAAUUCAUCACUAAAAGGCUUAACGAAGAAGCAAUAAAAAAUCCAUCAACAAUAUUACCUAAGGGAGAAGCUUUUCCUUUGGAGAAAGUAAAAGGUCAUAAGAUUGAAUCCAAAGAUCCAACUGUUCUACAUGCAAUGAAGGUAUUGAGAUUAGCACAGUUACAUAGGUUACGCGAUCUUCAAACAUGUAUUAAUGAAUGUAUAGUUGGUAUGCAGGAAGUUACUUCUGAUCCAAAAACAGAUACAAAAUUGGGGAAAGUGGGAUAUUGAAUAAAAAUACUUUUAAUUUACUUUUUUAUUAUUAUAUUUGAUUAAGCUGUAAGAUGUAUAUAAAUGGUAAAAAUUACUAGUGUAUAAAUAAUUAAAAAUUAUAUGUACUUUUGUACCUAUGUAUUUCAUCAUAAAUUGAAAACUAAAUUCAGAAAUUAUGUUUUUAAAAUAAAAUAUUAUUUCUAAAUACAA